CAGUCUCACUUGCUACUAACGACGGUGAGAGGUCCAGUCCGUACGUCGACUUUGAGCUGCAUAAUGUCAGCGACUGAAUCCGGAGGGCGGGGAAGAGGCUCUGCACACACCCGGGCGCUGUACGCGAAGUUUUGGUGCCCAACUUAAGAGGUCCAGUACUGGGGUCAAAUCCUGAUCCUUGGGUUUUCUGGAUAGAGGCCUCAGCUUAUAACUUCAGAAGUUAGAAGUACGGCUCAAAUGCCUGGAAUGGAGGAUUCUCCUUUCCUUCAAAAUGGAGCCCAAAGGAGAGGCUGGCUACCAUGUUUCUGACUACAGGACACCAGGCAAAUAUGGGAAGUCUAGACCUAGAGCCACAAAAUCAACAAUAGAACAGCAGGGCAUUUUCAAAGAAGGUUCAUUUCAAGGAACAAAGGUGGAAGAAUUUACACAGAGAAAGUUUAUAUUGGGAGAUACCUGGAAAUCUAGAGGCCAGUUUAAGAAUUAGCUCAUAAGCCAGGAGAAAAAUUUGGGACAAAAUAUAGUCACCUACAUGAAAAUUUCUGCCAAAGAAAGAGCUGUAGAAUCUAAUGAUUUGGAAAUAAUUGAAAGAGAAAUACUUGUUUCAAGCAGAGUGAUUCUAUAGAAGAGCAUUGCCAUGAAUGUGGUACACAUGGGAAAAUGUUCAAACAAAACUCAGAUUUAAUUAUACAAAUAAAUGUGAUGGAAAGGAACCUUGUGAAUGUAGUGCAUUUGAGAAAACCUUCAGAGACCACACUGCCCUCAUUCAACAUCAAGGAAGUCAUACUGGAGAAUGACCCUAUACGUGGAACGAAUGUGGAAAGAAAUUUAACCAGAGUUUCCAUUUAACAAACCAUGUGAAGACUCAUACUGGAGAAAAGCCCUACAAAUCCAAUGAAUGUGGGAAGGCCUUCAGUUAUUGCUCAGUCCUUAAUCAACAUCAGAGAAUUCAUAGUGGGGAAAGGCCUUACGAGUGUACUGAAUGCAGCAAGGCAUUGAGUCAUAGCACAUACCUUACUCAGCAUCAAAGAAUUUGCACUGGUGAAAAACCAUAUAAAUAUCUGGAAUGUGGAAAGGCUUUUGCCCAAAGCACACAUCUUACUUUACUUCAAAGAAUUCAUACUGGAGAGAAACCUUAUGAAUGCAAUGUAUGUGGUAAAACCUUUAGUCAGAGUGCACAUCUUACACAACAUCAAAGAAUUCACACAGGAGAAAAGCCCUACAAAUGUAAUGAAUGUGGAAAAGCCUUCAGUGAUCACUCAGCUCUUAUUCAACAUCAUAUUGUACAUACUGGAGAGAAACCUUUUGAAUGUAAUGACAGUGGUAAAGCUUCCAAUUACUGUUCAGACCUCAUUCAACAUCAGAAAAUGAGUACUGGAGAGAAACCAUACAAAUGCAAUGAAUGUGGGAAUGCCUUCAGUGAUUGUUCAGCCCUUAUUCGGCAUCAAAGGACUUACACUGGAGAGAAGCCCUAUGAAUGUAAUGAAUGUGGGACAGCCUUUGGUAACUACUCAGCUCUUAUUCGACAUAAAAGAACUCAUACUGGUGAGAAGCCAUUUGAAUGUAAGGAAUGUGGGAAAGCCUUCAGCAGAAGUAAAUACCUUACUCAACAUCAGAGACAUCAUUCAGGAGAGAAGCCAUAUAUUUGUAAGGAAUGUGGGAAAACUUUUACCCAGAGUUCAUUCCUUAUACAACACAUGAGAGUUAAUUCCUUAUACAACACAUGA
Molecule: messenger RNA, 1724 nt
Organism: Sus scrofa (pig)
Lineage: Eukaryota; Metazoa; Chordata; Mammalia; Artiodactyla; Suidae
Source: RefSeq, a predicted model, not a curated record